This is a messenger RNA of Colius striatus (speckled mousebird), 6055 nucleotides long. RefSeq names its product RAD54 like 2 (gene RAD54L2). NCBI's taxonomy places the organism in Eukaryota, Metazoa, Chordata, Aves, Coliiformes, Coliidae. The record is from RefSeq and is a predicted model, not a curated record. Bases 247 to 4212 code for a protein of 1321 amino acids. Gene Ontology annotation, molecular function: ATP hydrolysis activity; ATP binding; ATP-dependent chromatin remodeler activity. The transcript is spliced from 24 exons. Gene Ontology annotation, cellular component: nucleus.
CGAGGCCGGGACGGAGGCGGGCGGGCGGCCGCCAGCUCCCGCAGCGGCCCGCGGGCCCCCCGCCCCCCCUCCGCCGCCGAGGCCUGUCCAAACCAUUGGGAGGUUUUGAGCCAGCGAAACACAACCAAAGUGGUGCUUCCAUUACUAAGGACAAAACCACAGGAGCCUGUUUCAUCCAGUUGCUUUCCAUGACUGCCUCACGGUAGAACAUGAGCAGGUAAUGCACAAGGAGCACCACUGGGAAUCAUGUCAGACGAGUCAAUCUCAGGGAGUGAUCCGGACCUGGACCCGGACUUGGAGCAGGAGGAUAUGGAAGAGGAGGAGGAGGAAGAUGAGGAGGAGGCGAUGGAGGAGGACAAUGAUGGGGAUGACGAGGAGGACUUACUUGAUGAGAGUGACCAACCCCAGGAAGCUGUGUUCAGCGGUGACCAUGUUGAACACGCGGAGGAUGGAGAAUGGCAGCGCUCUACUUCAACUACCUCAUCUCAGAGUGAGCGGGCGGAGCGACUCUUGCAGAACCAGCACAAGAGCCUGGCCUCUGAGGACACCAAAAAGAAGAGGGCUCAGAAACCGUCUCACAUGCGGAGGAACAUAAGAAAGCUGUUGCGUGAGGACCAACUGGAAGCCGUGACAAAAGCAGCUCAGCAGGAGGAGUUGGAGAGAAGGAAACGGUUAGAGCAGCAGCGGAAGGAUUAUCCGGCCACUAUCCCAACUGUACCCCUAGAGUUUCUUCCUGAGGAUAUCGUUUUCAGAACAGCAGAGGCUACCCAGCUCCCCCCUCAGGUCCUGGCUGAGGAAGUGAUCUGCCUAGAUAGUACCAGCAGUGGCAGUGAAGAUGACACUAAAGGAAAAAAUAGCAUUAAAGAUGAAGUGAUUGAGCUGAGUUCAGGAGAGGAUGAUGCCCUGCAAAUUGUUGAUAGCAGUGACUCUGGUAAUGAAGAGGAGGAGGAUGGCAGUGAAGAGAGCAGUGGCUCUCAUGUGAAUGAUGCCUUAAAUCAGUCAGAUGCUCUGGGGCAAGUCAUUGUCAACAUCAAUCAUCCACCAAACGAGGAGGACAUUUUCCUGGCUCCCCAGCUUGCACGCGCAGUAAAACCUCAUCAGAUCGGUGGGAUCCGAUUCCUGUAUGACAACUUGGUCGAGUCCUUGGAGAGAUUUAAAACCAGCAGUGGGUUUGGGUGUAUUUUAGCACAUAGCAUGGGCCUGGGCAAGACCAUACAGGUCAUCUCUUUCUUGGAUGUACUUUUUCGGCACACAGAGGCAAAGACUGUUCUUGCCAUUGUACCUGUGAAUACGCUCCAGAACUGGCUAGCAGAGUUCAACAUGUGGCUCCCAGCACCUGAAAGCCUUCCUGCUGAUUAUAACUCCAAAGAGGUCCAGCCCCGCACCUUCAAAGUCCACAUCCUGAAUGAUGAACACAAAACAACAGCUGCACGUGCAAAGGUGGUGAAUGACUGGGUAGUAGAAGGUGGUGUGCUGCUGAUGGGGUAUGAGAUGUACCGUCUCCUCUCAUUGAAGAAGUCCUUUGCCACUGGCAGGAAGAAGAAAUCAAAGAAACAAACUGGCCCUGUCAUUAUCGACUUGGAUGAGGAAGACCGACAGCAAGAGCUUCUGAAAGGGAUUGAGAAAGCCUUGUCUCGCCCUGGCCCAGAUGUGGUUAUUUGUGAUGAGGGACACCGGAUAAAGAACUGCCAUGCCAGCACUUCCCAGGCCCUGAAGAACAUCCGCUCCCGCCGGCGGGUGGUGCUGACCGGCUACCCGCUGCAGAACAACCUCAUCGAGUACUGGUGCAUGGUGGACUUUGUCCGACCCGACUUCCUGGGCUCGCGGCAGGAGUUCAGCAACAUGUUUGAGCGGCCGAUCCUGAACGGGCAGUGUAUUGACAGCACCCCGCAGGAUGUGCGGCUCAUGAGGUACCGCAGCCACGUCCUGCAUAGCCUGCUGGAAGGCUUUGUGCAGCGGCGAGGCCACGAUGUGCUGAAGGUUCAGCUCCCAUCUAAGGAAGAACAUGUCAUCUUAGUACGUUUGUCAAAGAUCCAGCGGGCCCUUUAUACAGAGUUCAUGAACCGGUUCCGAGAUGCAGGCAACAGUGGCUGGCUGGGACUGAACCCACUCAAGGCUUUCUGUGUCUGUUGUAAGAUCUGGAACCAUCCAGAUGUGUUGUAUGAAGCUCUGCAAAAGGAGAAUCUGGCAAACGAGCAGGAUUUGGAUGUGGAUGACCUCAGCACAGCCAGCACUAAUUCCCGCUGCCAGCCUCAGGGAAUUAAAGUCAAAACAGAGAGCAAUGCGUUGGCAUCACCUGUGGGAGAGGCUACUAACAGCAAGUUCCUCCAGAGUGUUGGCUUCAACCCUUUUCAGGAGAGAGCAAAUCAGGUCGUUACUUAUGAGUGGGCCAAAGACAUCUUGUGUAAUUACCAGACGGGAGUCUUGGAGAAUUCACCCAAGAUGGUGUUACUGUUCCACCUGAUUGAGGAAAGUGUGAAGCUUGGAGACAAGAUCCUGGUCUUCAGCCAGAGCUUGUCCACGUUAUCCGUCAUUGAAGAGUUUUUGGCAGAGAGACCAAUGCCGAGUCCUCCAGGCUCAGAUGGAGGAGUUCACAACUGGGUCCGAAACAUCAACUAUUACAGGCUGGAUGGCAGCACCUCUGCCUCAGAAAGGGAACGACUCAUUAACCAGUUCAAUGACCCCAGCAACACCUCUGUUUGGCUCUUCCUCUUGUCCACGCGUGCUGGGUGUUUGGGUGUCAACCUCAUUGGAGCAAACAGAGUGGUGGUGUUUGAUGCUUCUUGGAACCCGUGCCACGACGCCCAGGCCGUGUGCCGUGUCUACCGCUAUGGGCAGAAGAAGCCGUGCCACAUUUACAGACUGGUUUCUGAUUACACCCUUGAGAAGAAGAUCUAUGACCGUCAGAUCUCCAAGCAGGGCAUGUCAGAUCGAGUGGUGGAUGAUCUGAACCCAGUGCUGAACUUCACCCGAAGGGAGGUCGAGAACCUGCUGCAUUUUGUGGAAGAGGAGUCUGACCCUGCUCAGCUCUCCCUCAAUCCGAGCAAGAUGAAGGAGUCUGUUCUACAACUAGCCUGUCUCAAGUAUCCUCACCUCAUCACCAAGGAGCCUUUUCAGCAUGAGUCACUGCUGAUCAACCGGAAGGAGCACAAGCUGACCAAGGCAGAGAAGAAAGCAGCCAAGAAGAGCUAUGAGGAGGAGAAGCGAGCAUCCGUCCCCUACACCCGGCCGUCCUACGCACAGUAUUACCCAGCCAGUGACCAGAGUCUGACCAGCAUCCCUGCCUUUAGCCAGAGGAACUGGCGACCAGCUCUCAAGGGUGAGGACAAGCCUGUGGCGAGCGUCCGCCCAGUUCAAUCCACCCCCAUUCCUAUGAUGCCCCGGCACGUCCCCAUGGGCAGUGCAGGGUCAACCUCAAGUUCCAAUCCUGCUGUCAACUUCCCCAUCAACUAUCUACAGCGAGCUGGUGUCUUUGUGCAGAAGAUUGUCACCACCACAGAUAUUGUGAUUCCGGGUACAAACACAUCCACUGAUGUACAGGCAAGAAUCAGUGCUGGUGAGAGCAUCCACAUCAUCCGAGGGACAAAAGGGACGUAUAUCCGGACCAGUGACGGGCGGAUCUUUGCUAUCCGGACCACUGGGAAGCCCAAGGGCAAUGAAGACCGUCGGACAGCUGCCUCAGGCUCCCAGAGCUCUUCGCUGGAGUCCACGAGCAAUGGCAGACACAGUGCCUCAUCACCGCAGCUCCCCAGCACAGAGGAGCUCACUCGGCCCAUCUCCCCCGACAGCCCCGAGAUCAUCAGCGAGCUGCAGCAGUACGCGGAGGCGGCGGCCGCCCGGGAGUCGCGGCAGGGCUCUCCCAGCAGCGCCGCCGCGCAGGGCCCCGCCGCCCGCGCCAAUGCCGUGCCCAUGCCCGCCCGAGGGGCCGAGCAGCGCGUGGGCGGUCACUGCGUGGCCCCCUCGGCGCCCGCGGCGCUGCCGGCCAGCAGCCAGCACGCCGAUGCCCACGCCGUGUUGGACUUACGGGGCAGCAAGCGCAAGUCGAGCUCGCCGUCGGCGCCGGAGGAGCAGGCCCGCAGGCAGCAGAAGAAGCGCCAGUUGCCGCCGUCCGUGCAGCCGUACGAACACGGGUACCCCGUCUCUGGAGUUGAAAACCGAGGGGUUCUGAGCAAACUGCUGGACAACUUGUCUUUGGAUGCACCAUGGAAAUAAAAAUCAAACCCCCCCACAAAAGUAACAAAGCAAAUUAACUGAUGGUGUUCAUGCGAGUUUCUCCAAAGACUUGACAGUGCUGCAUCUGUGAGUCAUUGCCCUCCUGUGCUCUAUGUGUCCACCUCACGCACAACCCCGUGACACUGCUUGUGUGACGAGCUUGCCCAGAUGUCCGUUGCGUCCCCGUGAGGCUGACAGUUUUCCGGUGGGAUUGGGGAAUGGACUUAGGCAAGGGCUUUCCUUGUCCAGAGUAGCAAGCGGUGAGACCUGCGUGUGGGGAGGCUGUGGUGUGGGCAGGCCUCCCCCAGCCCAGCCUGGGGCCAUCAGGCUAAGGGGGGGAUUCAUCUGUGAACGGGGCUGUUCUGGGGCUCUGUGCUGGGGGCAGGCACAAAGAUUGGGCUGUGGGCAGUGGCCACUGUGGCUGCUGCUCCUCACCUCUACAGGAGAGCACCAGGGGCUCGGCCCAUCACUAGGCUGCCAGUCCAUGUCCUGCUGCUCCGCGGCACGGCCCAAGGUGUGGCUGCCACAAGGCACGUGCUUUGUGUCCGUAACCUCCUGGCACAGGGUGAGGUGUGCGGGCUCUCCUGGCUCCUGUACGGCCAUAGCAGCUUGGAGACCCCUCAGCCUCCCGUGGCACGGCUGCCCCUGGCUGUGCCCCGUUGCCUGUGGCUUCCUCCCACUGGCAAACACCCGCAGCUCAAGGCGGCUGUGGCUCGGUGCCCCAGCACUGCACAGAGCCUCAGCCGCUCUCCCAGCAUGGCCGGGCACUGUGACACCUCUCUGCCUCACGUCCCGCUCCCUGAGCCAGGGGCCAGAUCCCCUGGUUCCCAACAGAGUCUCAUCUGAGAGGCGGUGGCAGAGGUAGCCGUGACACCCUGGCCACGGGACUCCCAUGGGGGCUGACGGCAACGGGGGCUGCUCCGAGGUGCCCAGAGGCCUCUGAUUCCCCACAGCGCUGGGGGAAGAAUUUCCAGCACCCCACAGAAGCUGUGAGAGGCUGUGAGUUAUCCAGGGGCUUCCCCACUGGGGAGCCCUCUUGAGCCCUAAAACUCCUCCCCCAUGGGACUCCCUGUCCUCCUCGUCUGCCACCCCCGACUGCUCUCUUCAGCGCAGGGUUUUGCUGCAGAGGGCCCUGUCUCGGUUUUCCUGGAGCAGGGGCUUUCCCUACAUGGGUUCCAUUUUGCUUUUGCUGCUGAAUUUGUCUCCAAAUGACCAGAGUGAAGCAGCUGCCAGUUUGCAGCGAGGCUGCAGGUGCUGCUGUGGGUGACACCGAGGACACUGCUGAGGUUUUUUGGACACUAAGGAAGGUUUCUGAGCAGAGCCCGGAGGCCGGGGCAGAGCUGCAGGGCUCUGAGGGUGACCAUCUGCCCUCCCCUCGCACCCAGGUUUCCACUCCUGGGGACAGUCAGUCGGGUGAAGGUUGGCUACUGCUGUGGGACAUGAUGCCACGGGCGUGAGGGGGAGUCUGCGGCUGCUGUGUGCCCCUGGUCCUGUUGGCACAGCUCUCGGGGCUUUGUGGGGUGGUGAGCAGCAGAGCCCGGCCUGGCCCACGCUGGGGCAGGACCUGCUGCACAUCAGGCCCCAGAGCACCGGGGAGGCUGGGGCUGGGUGCAGGCACUCCCAGAGAGCAGGUAUUUCAGCAAGCAGGGGAUGGGAUUUUCACUGGCACUUUGCUAGAAAUAAUGCGUAUUCUGACUUAAUACUGACAGCAAAUGACUGAAUUGCUGUUGGUCUGCGGGUGGCUUCUGGGUAACGGGGACAAGUACAGCAAAUCCUUCACACCUCGUGUCUCGCCACUCCGGGAGGAACUUUGUUAAUCCAGUCCUGGAAGAGCCAGGGCGGG